CUGUGAGGUGGCUGCUGUGGCUGGUAUCCCCACUUCUCGUAGGAGGAAACUGAGGCACAGAGGCACAGAGAAGGGGUGUGAAUUGCACACAGUACAGCCAGGCCUGGCAUCCAGACAACUUACCACUGCACACCUACGCUCUAAUCAGCUCGCUGUGAGGGCUGAGUGAGGCCUGGCCUGGCUCCCUGAGCAUGGCUGACCCAUAGGAGGUGGAGGUCCGCAGGGGAAAGACAGAUGGAGAAUGAUGGCUCCCUAACCACAGUCGUUCCAAUUCUCAUCCAAGCCUCAGCAUUUCCAUGUCCUAUUACCAAAGUCAACUUGAUAGGAGCCUUUACACCCCACUGUCCUGACAGGAGGUGACUGAAGUGACAGGUUCAGAGGACACAAGAUAGGGCUGCUCAUUUCUGCAGGGCCCAGGGGCCACAUGCCUACCUGUUCUCUGCCCAUAUGAGGUGCCCUCCUGAGAUCCCCGCUCAGUGUGACACCUCCACACAGCGGGAACACUGAGGUAGACAGGUGCGUGGGUGCCCAGUUUACUUCCUGUGGCCCUUAGCAGACUGAGGCCCAUUUUGACUUUGGCCUCAUGUCUAGGGAAGUUAAUGGUCUUUUUACUGGGAAAAAAAAGACGAAGUUACAACUUGGAACGGGCAUAUAUUGUAAAUUCUUGCACAGCGCUGUGGAAUUCCACAGCUUCAGCCUCCCUUCCCACCCGAGUCCAGAGAGGCUCCCUGAUAAAGGUUUCUUUUUAAAAACGUGUGAAUGGUAACAGCCUGAUUUCACCCUAGCACAGUGCAGACGUGCCCUCAGGGCAUAUCAUUGUCACAGAGCUGUGGGGACUUGGCUUCAACCUGGGUCCCUUUGAGAAGCCACAGGGAAGAGAUGCAGCCUGUCUGUGGCCCUGAGGGGUUGGGAUACCUGUGUCCCCUUGGCAGCCAGAGGUGGGUGAGGGGCCGCAGGAGACCUGGGUAGGUCUAGUAGGAGUUGGGCCUUUGUGGAUUCAAGCUGUGGAAUCUGAGUCAGGGGCCAUCACAACCAAGACCUCACAGCCAUCUGCCAUACAGAGUGAGCACAGACAUGAUCUCCCUACUCCCCCACCUUCCAGCAGGACCUAUCUUCCCCAGGAACCUCACAAGUUCCUACAAGGAGGGCAGACUUGGAGGUAUGGAGAGGAGUCAUGCAGGACCCAGCUCCCCAAGACCCUUCAAGGGCAGGUCCUCCGAGCCAGGCCUCCUGGUACCCUGUGGGCCCUUGAGCCAUAGUCCGCCCUUCCUGGACUCAUCCUCUCUGCUCUGCUCUGGUCGACACCCUCACCUUUCCGCAGGCUGUCUUCCAUGGGGCAGCCUUGAACAUGUCACAUCCACCUCAGUCUGCACAGCUGUGUAAUGCAGACACCCUCACCCUGCUGAGGACUUUUCUGGGGACCCAUAGGAUUCAGGAACAAAAACAUCUGUCAAACUGCAAGUGGGUACCCAGAAUCACAUGCAACCUUUUCUGCACUUGGGACACACAUGGGAGCCCAGUUUCCACCCUGAGCCCUCCAGACCACUCAUGCUGGGCCUGAUGCCCUUUCCUGUCUACUGACCAGCCGCCUCCUGUUUUCCUUGAGCUCCUCUUGGGUAAGGCCCUGGUUCUCUGUUCUUCCACCAAUCCACCCCUCCCAAUAUCCAGGACUGGUCAGUGGCCUCCACCCUGUUCCUGUGGGAACAGCAACCAUAAGCACCUUCCUUCACCCAUGUCUUGAGCACCCAACUUCCCCCUAAGUUACUUUCCCCCAAACCUCUGUGGUAUGUUGGGCCCUGUACUGCCAGACUGGCUGUUCUUAACCCUGAACAAGCUGUGAGUGUAAGUGUCCCUGGGCUUUCUGGGUCAAGAUGGUGAACUGAAUACAUGCUUCUCACUUGGUUCAGAAGCCCACUGAAACCAGAGUUUAAAACACAUCCUGUGGGUUGAUGAGGAGAAUGGUGAAAGAGGAGGCAGUUACAAUGGUAUUUUGAACCCAGGUGGGGAUGCAAGAGCUGUUACUGACUUAUGGCAAUUCAGAUAAUGAGUUGCUACUGGACGAAGUAGACGGAAGUACCACCAGCCUUAUGCUGCAGAACUUCAGAAAGCUUGAAAAUCAGCCACCUCCCGGGAGGGGAGACCUAAAAUAUGACGGGUGGGAGAAUACUGGAGAAAGCUGUAAGAGCUUCAGCUCUAUCUACAUGGUGGAUGGUGGGAGAGUCAUUUCUGGGGAACCCACACAGUCCAGAGAAAAGACCUAAGCCCCCACAAAACAGCCCAAUCCCAUGACACACUCCUGGGAAGACUUGACAGGCCCUAGGCUGAGAGCUUCCAAUCAUGGCAAGCUGGCUUGCUCUUGGCAAGCUGGCAGUCAGGGAUUCCUAGGUAUCAGAAAGAACCAUGACAAACAGUUGCAAUUUAUGAUUGAAUAUACAAGUCACAGUUCAGCCACCUUUGCUUCCACCUGAUGUAUGGAAGCAAAACUGGCCCAGUCCCAGUCAGAUUUUGAUAACAUUGCCUGUUGAGAUAAACUAAAAGGUCACCUUACUGGUUCUGGCUACCCAAUUAAGUAAAAGGUUCAGCAUGUCCCAAAAGCCUGGACAAAAACUUCCAUCCUUCACUUUGCAGUACAAUACUGAUAUCUGAAGAUAUGUCAGACUAGGUAUAAAUCAUGGGACAGUUUUCUCAUCAGUAAAUGGGUGCCCACUAGGGGCAGGGCCCUCAGCGGAGAUCGAAUGAAGGACUCCAGCAUCCUCCCUGGAGAAGGCCCAUGGAUCCGGCCGGCCUUCCCAGGUGAACCCCGCUUCUUCCUGGGACCACCCGGAGGUGAGUUUCUGCCGAACUAUUAAUAGUAUAUUACCCAGGCCGUCACUUCUGGCCUCCCGGGAGGGCAGGGCGACGCUCCUGCCGUUGCCUUUGAAACGUAUGCAGGCGGGGACAUACUUUAGCGGUUACCAAGGGGACAGAUGAGCGACCAAAAUGGAGCCUCAGGAAGAGCGCUGGAGGAGGAGCCUGGACGGAGUGCAAGCUCUGAUUGGUCAACACAUCAUGCUCCUCACCUCGCUUACCAAUAGGAACCAGGUGCGUUGUGCACAUGCGCAGGAUUCUAACGAACCGUCCAGCUCGGCAGUUGGUCUCUCAGGCACCAAGAAGUCUUCCAGCACAGCAAUGCUAUCCUCACUGGGCCCCCCAUGCCUGCCCUCCGUGGACCCCACAGCCACCCUGGAGGAGAUCGAUGCAGCUCGCCUGCGCUUCCGGGGGUUCUGCUACCAGGAGGCAGCAGGUCCCCGCGAGGCCCUGGCCCAGCUGCGCGAGCUGUGCCGCCAGUGGCUGCAGCCCGAGGUGCACACCAAGGAGCAGAUGCUGGAGCUGCUGGUGCUGGAGCAGUUCCUGGGCGCGCUGCCCCCGGAGAUCCAAGCCUGGGUGCGGGGGCAGUGGCCAGGCAGCCCUGAGGAGGCUGCAGCCCUGGUCGAGGGGCUGCAGCAUGACCCUGGGCAGCUGCUGAGCUGGAUCACAGCCCAUGUCCUGAAGCAAGCAGUGCUCGCUGUAGCACAGAAGACAGAGGAGUCCUUGGGGAGCCCCCACCCUUCAAGGAUAGUGAAGCCCCUCAGGGCAGCCUCUGGGGAGGGACCACAGGAUGCCCAGAUCGAGGGGUCUGCCCAGCUCAGUUGCAGCGUGAAAGAGGAGCCUGAUGCUGAUGGGCAGGAGAUGGCACCCUCCAGUCCCCCAAAUCAAGCCCAGUCCCGCGAGGGGCCCCUUGGACACCGGGCACCAGACUCCGAGUCCUUCCACCCACCCAGGAUUCAGGAGGAGUGGGGGCUACUGGAUCCCUCGCAGAAGGAGCUGUACUGGGACGUGAUGCUGGAGAAGUACGGCACGGUGGUCUCCCUGGGUUUACCGCCCCCCAGGCCGGAUGCGCUGGCGGAGUCGGAGCCCCUGGCGCCGAAGGCAGGGACAGACAGCAAAGGAAGCCUCUGCCUGGGAGGCGAUAGCGAGAGCCACCGCGAGGGUCCGCCCAACUGCCCAGAGGCACCGCUGCCCUGGGAGGGCCCGUCUGAGACCGCAGCGUCCACCACACCUCCACGGGCGCUGAGCCCUGCGCUGAGCAAGCCCUACACGUGCGACCAGUGUGGCCGCGGCUUCGACUGGAAGUCGGUGUUCGUCAUGCACCACCGGACACACGCGGGUGGGCAGGGUGCACAGGCCCUGGCGCUGGCCGUUGGAGACACUGAGAAACCUCCACAGGGCCCCCAGGAGCCAAGUUUGUCUCGCCACCAUCGGCACACGACCCCGGGGCCCCAAGGCUACGUGUGCGAGGAGUGCGGGUGCAGCUUCAGCUGGAAGUCGCAGCUCGUCAUCCACCGCAAGAGCCAUACUGGCCAGCGGCGCCACUUCUGCAGUGACUGUGGCCACGGCUUCGACUGGAAGUCCCAGCUAGUCAUUCACAGGAAGAGCCACAGGCCGGAGGCCCCAUGAGUGGCUAGAGAAGGCAGCCUCGCCUUGGGGUCCUUGGAGUCCUUGGAUGCAGCCCCUGGGCCUGGGCCUGGGCCUGGGUCUGGGAGAGGCAGCAGAGGUCACCAGAGUAAAUUCGGAGGGUCCCUUGCCCCUGGCUGUCUACCCCCAAGGGCCACCUGGGUACAGGGAAAGAAGCUGCGCCUUACCCUCUUGCCUGCUUUCUGGAGUGAGGCCUGGGUUCGAAUUCACCACUGAGCAAGCUUGGAUACCCCUGCCGGUGACAUGAUGCAGGCUGACGACUCUCCCUACCACUGGGACCUCACUGGCCGCAGGUAGAUUCUCAAAAACUUCCCCUUCCCACCCCUCCUGAAGCAGUGGGGUCCUCAGUCUCCGUUUGGAAGGUGCACAAGAGCAUGGCCUGCUUCUAUUUGCAGGCAGAUGGAAAACUAAUGCCCUUCCAUGUGUGUUGUAGAUUUUUAACAAAUUCCACAUCUAUAAUAGGGAAGUCUCUGCAUAAGAAUCCUGAUUCCUGGUUUCUGCUGGUUAGAAGGUCAGCAAUGCUGCUCCACCUGCCUGGCAGCCUGAGCCACAGAGCACCUACCCAUGAGAAGGUCCACUGGCCCUGGCCCCUGGCCUACCUUGUUUCUGAGCUGCCCACACCACUCCCCCGGCCUCCUGUCCUUUGAGUUCUCACAUCCCAAAUUGAGUGGACACUAAGGGAAGUUCCUUUUCAAAUAUGGGUGGACAAGGGUGUUCUCCAAGAAAAAGGGCUACAAACAGAUGUCACUUAGUCCAUGUCCACAUGCAGAUCAGGGCUGCAUCCCCACAGCCCACACUUUUGGUCAGUUGGUCACAAAACAGGAGAACAAAGGCUCAGCUGCCUAGUGUCCACAGAGGUCCGUCUGGAUUCCUGCACAGUCAUUUGGGAUUUUAGUCAACGUACUGUACUACUUUCCUGUUGUUGUUCUAACAACUUGGUGGCUUGAGACAGCACAAAUGUAUUCUCUUAUGGCUCUGAAAUGAGUCUCACUGGGCUAAAAUCAAGGUGUCACGGGUAGGUUCCUGGAGGUUCUAGGGGAGGAUCUGUUCUAUUGACUUUCCCAGCUUCUAAGAGAAUGCUGCAUUCUUUGGUUUCCUGCCCCUCCCGCCAUCUGCAAAGUCAGCAGUGGUGGUGAAGGCUUUGUUAUGCUGCCAUCUCUCUGGCUCUCAUACUUCUGCUUCCUCCUUAUAAGGACCCUUGGAGUGGCAUUUAUGGCUCACCUAGCAAUUCAUGAUAAUCUCCCUAUCUCAGGAUCCUUAAUCACAUUUUGUCCGUUCCUGACCUGCACAUCUGACUGAUCUGCAAAAUUGCUUUUCCGAGUGAGAGAACGUAUUCACAGGUUCCAGUGAUCAGGACCUGGAUGUCUUUGGGGGCCGUUAUUCAGCACCCUGCUCUGAAAAUAAGGGGCAUUUUUGUGGGGGAUGGUUUUAGGAAACAGGUACACUCAAGAAGUCCUCUGCAGCCUGGGACACAUGCCGGCGUGGCAGGUGGGUGGUGAGGGUAGCUGCUACCAUGGCUACCCAGGUAAGGUGGGGGCUAUCUGGGGGAAUCACUUGGGCUGGGGGUGAGCUGCAGCCUGAAGCUAGGAGGGGGAAGUCUCUAUUUGGGGGGGGGGGAGUGUUACCUCUUCCAUCCACCAUCUUCUGAGGACUUGUUGACCUGUUGCUCUCACACUGGGGCCUGGGGAAGCACUGACAGGCUGGAGAUGGAGCUGGGGGCGUGAUCUGAUGGGUGAGCAGGAGGCUCACACUGGGGACAUGGAAGAAGAGGAUGAUGGAUCCCCUCGUCCCUGAUGGUCCCAGGUGUCCCUGGAGAACCCCAGUGUCUCUGGUGGAUCAAAUCGUCCCUAGUGGACCUUAGAGGAUCCCAGUGUCCCUUGAAUCUGGUGGCCCUGGGUGACCACUAGUCCCUGGUGGAUCCCCUUGUCCCUGGUAGAUUCUGGCAGCACUUCUGGACCGUGAGGCCGCUCUCUACACAUCCCAGAGGACUAGACAUCCACUGGCCUCUGCCUACAUCUUCCACAAUGCUCUGGGUGGCACCUCCAGAUCCUGUGGAGGCCCAGUCUAAAUCACAGCAGCCUCACCAUCUGCUGGCCUCUACCUACAGCUCCCACAAUGCCCUGAGCCGCACUUACAGACCCUGAUGGCCCUCCUGCAUAGUCACUGAAGGCACAGUCAACGUUACAGAGGAUUCUCCAUCCACUGUCCUCUUCCUACAGCUCCCACAAUGUUGCAUGUGGCACCUACAGACUGACGGCAUACCUCUACAUGUCACUGGUGGUGGAGUCUACAUGUUCACAGAGGCUUUGCCGUCCGCUGGCCACUGCCUACAGUUCCCACAGUGCUGCAGGUUGUACUUCUGGCCCAUGAUGGAGGGCCAGUGUAUAGAGCAUAUAAAAUACAUAUAUAGAUUGAGGUUUGCAAAACAAGUUAUUAGUAGGGACAGGACUAUAGCCACAUAUGUGUGAAACUGAUGAGUGAAGUAAAAAACAUGUUUUUGUGUGAAACUGAGCAUAACAAAACUGAGUGAUAAACACGUUCACCAAAACAACUUCUGGUUCUCACCUAAGAGGUAAACAAGUCCAGGAAAAGAGAAUAAAAGCAGACCUCCAGAGCAAUGCCAUGAGCAGUCUGACUGGGCGCUCAUCUAAGACCCUCUGUGAGGCUCUGAGGAAGACAUUCCAAAUGACCCUCCAGGACAUUCGUCUGGGCGAUCCCACAGAGUCCUCUGCGAGGUGCAAGCUACAAUACUCCAGCAUCCUCCAAAGUCCUUCCUUGCAAGACCAGCUCGCCUCAGACCCGUCCUGGGCCCAGUCGUCUCUCCCAGACCAGGGACCUUCUCCACCUCGAUUGACUCUGGACUUGGGUUCGUUAUUAAAUUCUAUUUUAUCUUGCAUAACCUGUGCUUGCCAGAUCAUUGGCCUCUGGAGGGACAUUGGUUCCCAAAUAAAGCUGUGUUAUUCACUCUA
Molecule: messenger RNA, 7463 nt
Organism: Rhinolophus ferrumequinum (greater horseshoe bat)
Lineage: Eukaryota; Metazoa; Chordata; Mammalia; Chiroptera; Rhinolophidae
Gene: ZNF446
Product: zinc finger protein 446
Exons: 7
Coding region: 2980-4476 (498 amino acids)
Biological process (GO): regulation of DNA-templated transcription
Source: RefSeq, a predicted model, not a curated record